AUGUUUGUGAUGUCAGUGUCCUUACACAAAAUCCUACAUGUUUCUGCAGGACUCAGUUCAUCUGCAUUCAAGAAUUCAAUCACACUGGUUAUAGCUGUGGUUGUAUAUAUUGCGGGCGCAGUAUCUUUGUAUAUUGAUUUGGACGGAAAGAAUAGGAUAGAAUGUGUGAUCUUGUUGAAGAUCAUGGAAAGCUGGUUAGAAGCUCAAGUGUUGUGUUGCCAUUGUAUUGCAUCGCAAAAUUCUUCUAUUAUUGUGUAUAUUAUACAGUUCCAUCAACAUGAUGUCAGUAGUUCAUCCAAUAAAUCUGUUCAUCCAAAUGAACAGGACAAAAUAUUUAUUAGGACACAGAUAGGAAAGAGAUGGCAUUUUAUGCUCUUUACAUGA
Messenger RNA from Vicia faba (fava bean), 384 nucleotides. The record is from the annotation of a GenBank genome assembly. Lineage: Eukaryota; Viridiplantae; Streptophyta; Magnoliopsida; Fabales; Fabaceae.